Messenger RNA from Ostertagia ostertagi, 975 nucleotides. NCBI's taxonomy places the organism in Eukaryota, Metazoa, Nematoda, Chromadorea, Rhabditida, Trichostrongylidae. The record is from the annotation of a GenBank genome assembly.
AUGGCAUACUCGAAGCAUUUUCACUGUGAGUCUCCUCCACUACGUGCCCGUCAUAAUAUGGACCGGGAGAAGCCGGUAUGUUUCACGACGAAGGGCAAGGCGACUGAGACGGAGCUGGAUGAGCAUGGCACGAUUUGUGUGGGUGCGAAUGCAACGACGUACUUGCGAUCGGAAGGCACACGCCUGAUGGAGUUCGCCAUUCACAGCAUCAAAAAUGUCACACUGAACAUGUGCGCCAACGCAUGCACUACUAAAGCUGAGGGCCAUGAGUGCUCAUCGUUCGAAUACGACGCGCGGUCUCAGGAGUGCUCUAUUCAUUCGGAGGACGGUCAGCCAUUCGGUGCCAGCGUCCUGACAAAGACAGACGGACCGAUCGCAUUCUUUCAGCAGAUGUGCGUACAAGGUGAUGCACUUUGUUCAACACCGUACGGAUUUGAACGAUAUCCACAAAGCCUGCUCAUCGGUCACGCCAUGAAGCCUCCUGCUUCACUUCACACACAAUGUCGAUCAGCGAUGUUCUUCUACGAGACCGGCGAAUGCAUCAUAAACCGUGAGCGACGCAGUGACUGGCCAGAGCUGUUCAUCGAUGGCGUGCAGGACCAGCUGGUCGACUAUUUUGAAAACAAUUGCCAGGAUGUGCACUGUUUCAACGGACAACUGCACUGGAUUCGAACGGAAGAGUACUACAUAAAUCACGAGAAAGACGUCAUCAUCGAGAGCAUGAGCAUUGAAAGAAGUGCAAGGCAGUUGAGGUUCUCGGUUCUUCUUCGUAGCGAAAAACUGCCUGCAACAUGCCAGCAAAAUCUCAUAACGAAUUCGAAGAUUCGCCCAUGCAUGGCGUUUCGUCUACCAAUGCCGUUAACGGAUAGAGUGGACCCAUUUACAGCUGAAAACUGGGUACACGGGCAGGCGCGGCAAUUCGUUCAAUUUGAAGCCGAUUUCAAGUGGAGAGUACUUCGAGAAAUAUUGCCUACA